This is a messenger RNA of Tachyglossus aculeatus (Australian echidna), 2100 nucleotides long. Its product is annotated as polyadenylate-binding protein 2. Gene Ontology annotation, biological process: intrinsic apoptotic signaling pathway in response to DNA damage; extrinsic apoptotic signaling pathway in absence of ligand; negative regulation of intrinsic apoptotic signaling pathway. The record is from RefSeq and is a predicted model, not a curated record. Gene Ontology annotation, cellular component: mitochondrial outer membrane. The transcript is spliced from 11 exons. Bases 195 to 1295 code for a protein of 366 amino acids. Gene Ontology annotation, molecular function: RNA binding; protein homodimerization activity; protein heterodimerization activity. NCBI's taxonomy places the organism in Eukaryota, Metazoa, Chordata, Mammalia, Monotremata, Tachyglossidae.
CCUCCUCCUCCCUUCUCCCUGUCCCUCCUCCCUCCUCCUCCUCCUGCUGCUGCUCCUGCACCAGGAAGCUGCCUAGAUCCAGCCCUGGGAGCGGCCUGACCCGGUGCAGCUCCGGAUUGAGGAUGAAAGGCCCCGGGGCGGGGCUGGCAUCUGCCAGGGCUGUGUCCUAGGAGAGCCCCCGAAUAGCCCCCCGGAUGGCGACCCCGGCACCGGCCUCGGUCUCAGACACCCGGGCCCUGGUGGCGGACUUUGUGGGCUACAAGCUGCGGCAGAAGGGCUUCGCCUGCGGGGCCGGGCCCGGGGAGGGCCCCCCGGCCCAGCCCCUGCACCGGGCCAUGCGGGCCGCCGGGGACGAGUUCGAGUCGCGCUUCCGGCGGGCCUUCUCGGACUUGGCGUCCCAGCUCCACGUGACGCCCGGCUCGGCCCAGCAGCGCUUCACCCAGGUGUCGGACGAGCUCUUCCAGGGGGGGCCCAACUGGGGCCGGCUGGUGGCCUUCUUCGUGUUCGGGGCCGCGCUCUGCGCCGAGAGCGUCAACAAGGAGAUGGAGCCCCUGGUGGGGCAGGUGCAGGACUGGAUGGUGGCCUAUCUGGACACCCAGCUGGCCGACUGGAUCCGCAGCAGUGGGGGCUGGGUAAGGGCCGUAACUGAGGCACAGAGAAGUGAUCAGGUGAUCUGGGCACGGCUGUUUCUAAACUCCCACUCCUCCUCCUCUGAUCCCCUGCAGGAGCUGGAGGCGAUCAAGGCCCGAGUGCGGGAGAUGGAAGAGGAGGCCGAGAAGCUGAAGGAGCUGCAGAAUGAAGUGGAGAAACAGAUGAACAUGAGUCCGCCCCCGGGCAACGCUGGCCCGGUAAUCAUGUCGAUUGAGGAGAAGAUGGAAGCAGAUGCGCGAUCCAUCUAUGUGGGCAAUGUGGACUAUGGCGCGACAGCGGAGGAGCUGGAAGCCCAUUUUCACGGCUGCGGCUCGGUCAACCGCGUCACCAUCCUCUGCGACAAGUUCAGCGGACAUCCCAAGGGGUUCGCGUACAUUGAAUUUUCAGACAAAGAAUCGGUGAGGACGUCCAUGGCCUUAGACGAGUCUCUCUUCAGAGGACGACAGAUCAAGGUGAUACCGAAACGGACCAACCGGCCGGGGAUCAGCACUACAGACCGGGGGUUCCCCCGCGCCCGCUUCCGGGCCCGAGCCGCCAACUACAGCAGCUCCCGUGCCCGCUUCUACAGCGGCUUCAACAGCAGGCCCCGGGGUCGCGUCUACAGGGGCCGGGCUAGAGCGACGUCAUGGUAUUCCCCUUACUAAAAAAAAGUGUGUAUUAGGAGGAGAGGAAAAAAAAAAAGAAAGAAGGAAAAAAAAAAGAAUUUAAAAAAAAGAGGAAAAAAAGAAGAUGACCUUGAUGGAAAAAAAAAAAUAUUUAAAAAAAAAAAGAAAAAGAGAGCGAUACUGUGGAAGGGGGGAAAUUCCCAUAACUAACUCUGCUGAGGAGGGACCUGCUACUGGCGGGGAGUGGGGGGUGCCCGGGGAGUGGGGCAGGGGCGGCUCCCUCUCCGGGGCUUCACCAAGGACGCGUCUCGACUGCAAGCCGCUUCCCGCCCCCUCCGCCUUCCUCCCCCUCUUUUCCUCCCCCGUCCCCGACCCAGCGGGGGCUGCUCAGGGUGGGUGAGGGCAGAGGCCAGGGGGAGGAGGGGGCAGUGCCCCGGGGCUCUGGAAGGACACCAAAUUGUUCUGCUUGUUACCCUCCCUCCCCAUCUCUUCCUUCUCCCCUCCUCCCCCUUCCCCUCCUUCCUCCUCCUCCUCCUCCUCCUGCCUGCCUGCCUCCCACCCCGCCAAGCCCCCCUCUCGUCUGUUCCACCCGCGGCUCCCCGCCCCACGCCCAAAGAUUCCUUGGUGAUCGAUUUUGUUUCCGUUUUGUGUUUCUGUUUCUGUUUCGAGUGUCUUUCUUUGCAGGUUUCUGUAGCCGGAAGGUCCUCGUUCCGCUCCCAGCGGCUCCAGUGUAAACUCCCCCCCCCCCCUCUGGGGGAGUGCACCGCCUUGUUCGGGGGGUUUGGGUUAUUAUUAUUAUUAUUUUUCCCCCCCCUCUCUUUCUUUUAACAUUUCUUUUCCUUUU